Aspergillus luchuensis is the source of this 252-nucleotide messenger RNA. RefSeq names its product RNA-binding protein LSM5 (gene LSM5). Gene Ontology annotation, molecular function: RNA binding. The record is from RefSeq and is a predicted model, not a curated record. Gene Ontology annotation, biological process: mRNA splicing, via spliceosome. NCBI's taxonomy places the organism in Eukaryota, Fungi, Ascomycota, Eurotiomycetes, Eurotiales, Aspergillaceae. Gene Ontology annotation, cellular component: Lsm1-7-Pat1 complex; U4/U6 x U5 tri-snRNP complex; U6 snRNP. The coding region runs from base 1 to 252 and encodes 83 amino acids. The transcript has 6 exons.
AUGGCGUCACAACUUCUUCCUCUUGAAUUGAUCGACAAGUGUGUCGGAUCCAGGAUAUGGGUCAUCAUGAAGAACGACAAAGAAUUCGCCGGAACGCUGCUUGGAUUCGAUGACUACGUCAACAUGGUUCUGGAAGACGUGACUGAGUUCGAUUACUCCGGCUCUCAAGUGAAACUCCCCAAGAUUCUGUUGAACGGAAACAACGUCUGCAUGUUGAUCCCCGGUGGUGAGGGACCCGUCGGUAGCUCUUAG